Trypanosoma cruzi is the source of this 657-nucleotide messenger RNA. Its product is annotated as mucin TcMUCII, putative. Lineage: Eukaryota; Euglenozoa; Kinetoplastea; Trypanosomatida; Trypanosomatidae. The record is from RefSeq and is a predicted model, not a curated record. The coding region runs from base 1 to 657 and encodes 218 amino acids. The transcript has a single exon.
AUGAUGACGUGCCGUCUGCUGUGCGCCCUGCUGGUGCUCGCCCUGUGCUGCUGCCCGUCCGUAUGCGCCGCAGAGACUGAGGAGAUCACUGUUGAUCUUGAGGCUGAAGAUGAAGUGGAUGGAAGAGACAACCGUCAAUCGCCCCAUGCACCAGGAAUACCAAUGAAUCAGAAUCAAACUCAGGCUGAAUCUCCUGAAGCCGCCCCCAGUCUACCGCCCCCUCCAUCAGUGGCACAAUCACAGGGGACCGGUCAGCCAGGGUCGUCAAGUAAUGGGGCCGCUGCGAAACACGGAAAUAAUGCGGGAGAUACAGGAACCUUGCCUGGUCCGCAUUCGCAAUCAAGCGGUGCGCAUAAUACGGUACAAAGAGAAGGUACGGAAGACACGUCAGGGGAAAAAAGUGGCGCGAGUACAUCCACAGAACAAGCAAUUAAGAAAGUCGACGAUUCUGCCGAGACGACGAUGACGACCACGACCACUACGACAAAGGCACCAACUACGACCACUACAACUACGACCACAGAGGCGCCAACCACGACGACCACCCGCGCACCGUCACGUCUUCGCGAAGUGGACGGCAGCCUCAGCAGCUCUGCGUGGGUGUGUGCCCCGCUGCUGCUUGCCGCAUCCGCGCUGGCGUACACUGCUGUGGGCUGA